UUAGUGAGGAAAGACGAUGGUCGGCCAAGUGUUGCACCCUCUCAUCCGAUCUUCGAUCGCGCUCCUCUCCUCCUCCUCAUCGUUCAAUCCAAGCGGCUGACUGGUGGCUUCAACGUGGAGGACACAUCGUGGAUGAGUGAAUUGGAGACUGAAUUGAUUUGGCGACAGGAGGAUGAAUGCAAUGAGAGUGUUGCACCUCCUCAUCCGAUCCUCGAUCUCGCUCUCCUCCUCCUCCUCCUCCUCCUCCUCCUCCUCCUCCUCCUCCUCCUCCUCCUUCAAUCCAAGCGGCUGACGACUGGUGGCUUCAACGUGGAGGACACAUCGUGGAUGAGUGAAUUGGAGACUGACGAUGGUCGGCCAAGUGUUGCACCCCCUCAUCCGAUCUUCGAUCUCGCUCUCAUCCUCCUCCUCCUCCUGCUUCUUCAAUCCAAGCGCCUGACUGGUGGUUUCAAAGUGGAGGACACAUCGUGGAUGAGUGAAUUGGAGACUGAAUUGAUUUGGCGACAGGAGGAUGAAAGCAAUGAGAGUGUUGCACCUCCUCAUCCGAUCCUCGAUCUCGCUCUCCUCCUCCUCCUCCUCCUCCUUCAAUCCAAGCGGCUGACGACUGGUGGCUUCAACGUGGAGGACACAUCGUGGAUGAGUGAAUUGGAGACUGGUGAGAGGAUGAAAGCAAUGAGAGGUAAGUUAGUGAGGAAAGACGAUGGUCGGCCAAGUGUUGCACCUCCUCAUCCGAUCCUCGAUCUCGCUCUCCUCCUCCUCCUCCUUCAAUCCAAGCGGCUGACUGGUGGUUUCAAAGUGGAGGACACAUCGUGGAUGAGUGAAUUGGAGACUGAAUUGAUUUGGCGACAGGAGGAUGAAAGCAAUGAGAGUGUUGCACCUCCUCAUCCUUUCCUAGAUCCCGCUUUCCUCCUCCUCUUCCUCCUCCUCCUCUUUUUUCAACCCAAGCGGCUGACUGGUGGACUCAACGUGGAUUACAUAUCGUGGAUGAAUGAAUUGGAGACUAAAUUGAUUGGCGACAUGCGGAUGAAAUCAAUGAGAGUUGAGAUAGUGAGGAAUAACGAUGGUAAGCUAAGUGUUGCACUUCCUUAUCGCAUCCUUGCUCCCUCUCUCUCCCAUUCUCUUUCCAUCUCAUUGGCUGACUCAUAG
This is a messenger RNA of Rodentolepis nana, 1146 nucleotides long. Lineage: Eukaryota; Metazoa; Platyhelminthes; Cestoda; Cyclophyllidea; Hymenolepididae. The record is from the annotation of a GenBank genome assembly.